Messenger RNA from Manis javanica (Malayan pangolin), 2804 nucleotides. It is a transcript of the gene WNT11, whose product is annotated as Wnt family member 11. Gene Ontology annotation, biological process: cell fate commitment; canonical Wnt signaling pathway; neuron differentiation. The record is from RefSeq and is a predicted model, not a curated record. Lineage: Eukaryota; Metazoa; Chordata; Mammalia; Pholidota; Manidae. Gene Ontology annotation, cellular component: extracellular region. Gene Ontology annotation, molecular function: frizzled binding; cytokine activity.
AGGUAACCUUGGAAGGGGUCGCUGGGCGUCACCGGCUUGCAGGGUCUGCUCUGUGAACUGAGAAACUGGAGGCUGCAGGCCCGGACCGCGCUGAACCUUACGCGCGGAGCGGACACUCUGCCCCUGCGCGCUGUGCCCUCUCACCACCUCAGCGCGGGCUCAUCCUGGUUGGUGAGGUUCGGCACGUCCCGGUCGUCUCGGCUCAGGCGCGGCCGCCCUAGCAGUGGGGUUUCCAGAGCCCGAGCCUUUACAACCACCUGUUGGAGUGGGGCUGUGGCUACUGCGCUCGGUGAACAGCUCGGUGGCCCGCCCUGUUACCGGCUUUGACCUUAUCCCCAGCGUGUGGAGGAAGGGAUCGUUCAUCUCGGCGAAGACACAACGCUUUGACGCUGGCCCAGUACGCGGCCAACCCCAAAGGCGGCUAGGCGCUGGGCCUGAAGGCAGUUCGGGGAGAUUUGGGGCAGUUCACCCACCCUGGCACGUGGAUGUCUCAUAGAACGACAGGAACUGAGAGGGCACUUAUUCUACAACUCAUCCCAUCCCCAGACUGGAAACCUGGGACCCAGGAAGAAGAGGGUUCUUGCCCAAAGUCCCACCGCGAGGAAGGCAGCUGAGGAUCCCAGCUUAACCCCGUCUUAGCGCCCCCUGGCGGGUCGGGAGCUCCGGGCGCGGAGUGCGCCCUGACCUGCGGGGCGCAAGCUUGAGGGUGACCCAGCGGCCCGCGCGGCUGUCCUGACCGCUCUUACACAGGAUAGGAAUAAUCCAUUAGGACCCAGAGGAUCGGGCCAGGCGCUGCCUCCUCCCGUCCUCCAGCGAUGUGCUGGGGAGGCGGAAGGAGAAGCCCGGGACCUGCGGUGCCCUAGGAAAAGAGCCGGGAGUAGUUGGAGGCCUGGGUCCGGUGAGCCGUGUGACCCGGGUGGCCCUCCUCUCUCUGGGCCACUUGGACUGGACACGGAACCCCGCUGCGGCGUGCGCGCAGGAGAAGCGGCGGUGGCUGUGUCCCCGGCAGGACUUCGGCACAGCUUCUCAAGGGUGCGACCCCUGAGCGCGCCCGCCGCGCGACAUGAGGGUGCGGCCGCAGGUCUGCGAGGCACUGCUCUUCGCCCUGGCACUCCAGACUGGCAUGUGCAUCAAAUGGCUGGCACUAUCCAAGACGCCAGCAGCCCUAGCGCUGAACCAGACGCAGCAUUGCAAGCAGCUAGAGGGCCUGGUGUCUGCGCAGGUGCAGCUCUGCCGCAGCAACCUGGAUCUCAUGCACACCAUUGUGCAAGCCGCCCGCGAGGUUGUGAAGGCCUGCCGCAGGGCCUUCGCAGACAUGCGCUGGAACUGUUCCUCCAUUGAACUUGCCCCCAACUACCUGCUUGACCUGGAGAGAGGGACCCGGGAGUCAGCCUUCGUGUAUGCACUGUCAGCAGCCGCCAUCAGCCACACCAUUGCCCGGGCCUGCACCUCCGGCGACCUACCUGGCUGCUCCUGCGGCCCCGUCCCAGGUGAGCCACCCGGGCCCGGGAACCGCUGGGGAGGAUGUGCGGACAACCUCAGCUACGGGCUCCUCAUGGGGGCCAAGUUUUCCGAUGCUCCUAUGAAGGUGAAAAAAACAGGAUCCCAAGCCAAUAAACUGAUGCGUCUACACAACAGUGAAGUGGGGAGACAGGCCCUGCGUGCCUCUCUGGAAAUGAAGUGUAAGUGCCACGGGGUAUCUGGCUCCUGCUCCAUUCGCACCUGCUGGAAGGGGCUGCAGGAGCUCCGGGAUGUGGCUGCUGACCUGAAGAUCCGCUACCUAUCAGCCACCAAGGUAGUGCACCGACCCAUGGGCACCCGCAAGCACCUGGUGCCCAAGGACCUGGAUAUCCGGCCUGUGAAGGACUCGGAGCUCAUCUAUCUACAGAGCUCACCCGACUUCUGCAUGAAGAAUGAGAAGGUGGGCUCCCAUGGGACGCAAGACAGGCAGUGCAAUAAGACGUCCCAUGGCAGUGACAGCUGCGACCUCAUGUGCUGUGGACGUGGCUACAACCCCUACACAGACCGCGUGGUCGAGCGGUGCCACUGCAAAUACCACUGGUGCUGCUACGUCACCUGCCGCAGGUGUGAGCGCACAGUGGAGCGCUAUGUGUGCAAGUGAGGCCCCACCACGCCCCGUGGGAGCUCAGUGGCCGCUCACCGCUCCUCGGGACCCGGCCGAGGGGCCUGGAGACACCCCAGGGAUUUUGCUUGUGAAUUCCCGUUGCCGGGCGUGGGAGCCAGCUUGUGCUUUACCUCCACUUGGAAGCCACCAGGAACAGAAGUCCUGGCCACCCUGGAAGGAGGGCUGGGACAUCAAAGGAAACCGACAAGAUUAAAAAUAACCUGGCAGCCCCAGCACUAGAGUGCCCUCUUGCUGCCUGCCAGGCUGGUCUGAGAAGCCAGGGGCAUGGGUUUGGCCAAACUGGUAUGGACAUGAUCCUUCCCAGCCAGAGACAGCGGCCUCCCAGGGACGGGGUGUGGGGGGUGGUCUGCCUGCCCUUGUCAGAACGUUCUGCAGGCUCAGGCUUUGAGACCUCCCAGCACACCCUGGCGUCUGAGCCUGCUGGGCUCACCACAUGGAACCACUAGCUUGGGUUGUAAAUGUUUUACUGUUUUGUUUUUUUCUUCUGGGAUGUGGGAGCUACAGAAAUAUUUAUGAAACAUAGCUUUUUCUUUGGGGGUGGCUUGCCUCAGUUUCUCUUUAUAUAUUUUAUAUAAAUAAAUAUAUAUAUAUAUAUGACCUAUAUAUAUAUAAUAAUGACCUAUAUUUUAAACAAGCUUUUUAAACACCUGUAGGAAAU